Messenger RNA from Cornus florida, 1831 nucleotides. RefSeq lists its product as uncharacterized. The transcript has a single exon. Bases 222 to 1388 code for a protein of 388 amino acids. Lineage: Eukaryota; Viridiplantae; Streptophyta; Magnoliopsida; Cornales; Cornaceae. Gene Ontology annotation, cellular component: chloroplast. Gene Ontology annotation, biological process: chloroplast organization; regulation of DNA-templated transcription. The record is from RefSeq and is a predicted model, not a curated record. Gene Ontology annotation, molecular function: double-stranded DNA binding.
CCGAAAAUUAUUUAUAUAUUUGUGAAUCUCGUUAGCAUUUAUGAAAAAAAAAAAAAAAAAAAAAAGGCGGCGUAGUGUAAUUGGAUAUAAGUAUAUCGAACAGCUCGAGAAUACGAGUGUGUUUUAGGGUUCAUCAGAAAAGAGGGUUUUUAGGGAAGGAGAUCCGAAAUAGCGACAAGAUUUCCUCAAAAGAACAAGACCAGAACAGGUGAGUCUCUUCCAUGUUUAAUUUCAUAUUCAAAUCUUUGCCUUAUUUUAGGUGUGUUGUUGUAUCAACUUCACCAACCCAGAAACUGCAUUUUCUUCAACACUACCCAUUCUCUUCUUCAUCAUCAGCACUCAAAUCCGUAUCUAGCACUCCAAAUCAACACUCAUUCACUGUCGAGUACCUCAUAAAAUCAUGUGGGUUUCCUCCAGAAAAGGCUCUCUCGGCCUCCAAACGCAUGAAGAUCGAAAGCCCAGACAAACCAGACUCUGUUAUGGCAUUCUUCAGAAACCAUGGAUUCACCGAAACCCAGAUCUCAGUUAUUAUCAGAAAACUCCCUCGGUUACUCUUGUCUGAUCCAGAGAAAACCCUUUUGCCAAAAAUCGAAUUCUUUCAGUCUAAAGGUGUUUUAACCGAAGACAUUGCCAAAAUACUGUCUGCAACACCUUCUAUUUUGAGAAGAAGUUUGGAAAACCAUGUCAUCCCAUCGUACAAUUUCUUGAAGGAACUGCUCAAGUCCGAAGCAAAAACGAAUGCUGCCAUUAAACAACAAACUAGGCUUUUGUUGUUUGAUCUUCACAUAUCAGUAGCACCCAAUAUUGAAGCUCUAAGGGAAGUAGGUAUGCCCGAAUCGAUUAUUGUGAGUUUCUUCACAAAUCAAUCUAGUGCUUUCACGGCUAAUGCCGAUAGGUUUAAGGAGAUGGUGGAGGAAGCAAAGAAAUUGGGUUUUAACCCUACAACAAUUAUGUUUGGUGCAGCAAUUCAUGCACUGAGGGCAAUAACUAAAUCAAAUUGGGAAAAGAAGGUGGAGGUUUAUAAGAAGUGGGGUUUUUCUGAGGAUGAUAUUCUGGUGGCUUUUGGGAAGCAACCACGUUUUAUGGUUGUAUCAGAUGAUAAAAUUAUGGGGAUAAUGGAUUUUUUUGUCAAUAAAAUGGGUUGGGAUUCUUCUGUUAUUGUGAGGAGGCCAGUGCUUGUUUGCCUGAGCUUGGAGAGGAGGAUCAUUCCAAGGUGUUUGGUUUAUCAAGUUCUGUUGUCGAAAGGUUUGAUUAAGAAGGAUUUUGGCUUGUUUAAGAUGAUGGAGUCUCCUGAAAGUUACUUCCUACAGAAUUAUGUAAAAAAAUAUGAGGAAGAAGCUCCCGAGCUUUUGAAGAUAUAUCAGGAGAAGUUGAAUCUUUCAAAGUAACUAGGGUAUGGGAAAAUGAGGAACACAGUGGCCUUUUUAAUGUCGUACAUCUCUGAUUCAAACUAUACUUUGGUUUCUCCUUGUUUACUCUUGGGUAGUGAAUAUGACUUUGUUUGAAAUACAACAUGGCAAUCAAUUUUCAUUAAUCUCUGAGCAAAUUUGUGUUCUCUGUUCCGGCAAUUGAAACCUGAAGCUCAACAACAUGGUGCAUUGAAUUCUCCAGUACUUUUGUAGUGGUUAAGGCUUGGUGUGAUAUGCCAUUGUCUGUUGUCGUCUGGGAGAGCAGUCUAGGUGAUCUUGGUUUUGUUUGACAUACAAUGUCAGAACUAUUUCAAUUUGGUAAAUUAAUGAUUUUGAAUUUCAAUUGUAAUGAUGCAAACAUGUAACUCUGUUGUAUUUUUGUAACUAUGAGAUUAUAUAUAUAUAGUUGUUCUUUUGUUCAA